AUGCCCCGUCAGCAGUUCCCGCGAGGUCCUGCACCUUUAAAUCAAGGAUUCCAACCAAGAAAUUUGAAUGCAGGUAUAUGCUUAUUAUAGUUAAAUAUACAUACAAAAUAUUAUACUUAAAUAUACAAAAAUUUAAUGUCUAAAUUGUUUUUGUUAAUAUUUUGUUUUUUAUUAUUUUUGUAAAUUAAAUAAGAAAUAGUUUUAAAUACCUAUAUGUAGAUUUUUAAACUUUUAUUUAGCAUUAUUUUUAUAACAAAAAUUAUUAUUUACAUCUUAAUUUUAUACCAUUAUAUAAUACAUAAUAUAUCAUACUAUAUUAUUUUAUGUGUGCAUACAUAUACAUAUAUUUAUAGAUCAUACUUUUUAACAUUGUUUACCUGUAGGUAAUGCAAACAAUAACAUUCGUGCACCACGUCCAGUAUGGCACAGAGCUGCAGAACCUCCUGUGUUAGGAGUAAGAUAUAACCCCUUAUACAUUUUAAUUAAAUUUUAUUAAUAUUUAUCAAUUUAUUUUUUUAGUUAGCAGCUAGAGUUUCAGGUAUCUAUAUUCUUUUAUAUUUAAAACUUAGAAAUACUAUAAAAUAUUAUAAAUAUUAUAUUAGAUUUUAAGCAUUGUAAAUAAUAUUUUACUUGCUUUUUAUUUAUUUAAAUUCUCUCUUAAAAAUUAAUAAAACCAAUUUUUACCAGAUAUGUUACGCCCAACUCCUUCAAUUAGACCACCAAUUCUACCAUAUCGUGCAGCUGUAAGAAAUAAAUUAAAUUAAAAUUAAUAUAUAUAUUAUGUAUAGGUCUAUAUACUGUUUUGUUUUAUUAGGUUCGAGCAGUGCCUGUUCCAAAAACUAUUGCUAGAGAAAAUAUUGAAAAGGCUCAAGGUACCUAUCUAAAUUUUACUUAAAUAAUUAUUAUAUUAUAUUGUAUAAUAUCAGUAACUAAAUAUUUCUUCUAAAUCUAUUUUAAUAAUUUUCUUCAUAUUAUCAAAUUCUUUGCUCAUAAUAUUUUUAAUUUUUCUACACAUCCAGUACUUUUUAUAUAUUCAAUAGUUUCCUCUAAAAUUAUAACUUUUUGUAGUUUUGUUUUGUUUGCUUUAAAAUAAAUUCUGACUGAUUAUAUAUUAAAUUAUAUUUAUUAGUUUUAGGUCAUCUUUUACAGCCAUAGUAAGUACAACUUUAUCUGUUUGUGACAUAUGCUUAUUUGGUUAUGCUUUCAUUGUCACAAUCACUGUUCUCUGUGAUGCAACCUAUACAAAACUUCUAAUAAAUUUUUAGUAAAGUUCACUCUGUAUUGACUGUCUUUUAAAUUUUUUUUUUUUUUAAAAAUUUAGAAGUAAUACCAGUUCCAAUAGGACGUGGAUCAAUUCGUGGACGUAGAAUUAUAGAUACCCAAGAGCUAUUUAAAGCAGCAAGACCAGAAUCUUCAUUAGGAGCUACAGGAAAACAAGGUACACAGUCAUUACAAUAUUUUUAUUUCCUAAUAAUCUUCAAAAUUCAGUGGUGUGUACCUAAAAAAAAUUACCCACCCACCCAUAUUUAAGAUGUUACUUGAGCAACACUAGGACCCUAAGUUACAUGUCAUUGUCAAAUUAAUAAUUUUAUAGGAAUUAUUAGUGUGUAUCACUAAUAAUACUAUUAUAAUACUUAUAUUAUUCAUAGUAGUAUGGAUAAAAAACACAAUUAACAGGUGGUCAAAUAAAUCAAUAUUUAAAUUUAUGUAUCCAUUUGUUUUAAUAAAAAAUAAGAAAAAAAAAAUCUAAUGAAAUAUAUUUUACCAUUAUUAAAAUGUAUAUUUAUUUUUUUAGGGAAUACUGGUAAAAAGAUUUCUUUAGUGUCAAAUUAUUUUCCUAUCACUGCCUAUGCACAAUGGUCUUUGUAUCAGUACAGAGUAGAUUUUAAUCCUGAGGAAGAUUUGAUUGGCACUAAAAAAAGAUUGUUAGGUCAGCAUCGAGAACGACUUGGUGGUUAUAUAUUCGAUGGUACUAUGCUUUUUACUGGUACUAGAUUUGAUCCGGAAGUAAGUAAUCAGAAAUUAUUUACAACAGAUACACUGUUUAGGCAUUGUACAUCGUCUUUGAAAAAUUAUCAAAGUAUUGUAAACAUAUUAUGUUUAAUUAUUAAUGAAAAUGUUUAUCCUGUAUAAUAUUAUUUAACUUGAUUUGUUAAAUAAUAUAUAAUAUCUAAAUAUUUAUUUCUAGAAUUUUGAGUUGAUAUCAAAAUAUUCUACAGAUGAGGAAAAAAUGGUAGUUAUAUCAGUAAAAUACACUUCUAUAAUUGAAUCUGGAGAUUAUGCAUACAUCCAAGUUUUUAACUUGCUUUUACGUAAUUGCAUGAGACACUUAGACCUGAAAAUGAUAGGAAGAAACUUCUAUGAUCCAGUGGCCAAAGUAAAAUUCAUUAGUUAUUAUUUUCCUUAAAUAAUUUUCAAAACCUCUUUUCUUAUUGACUUUUAGAUUGAUUUGCCCAAUCACAAAUUACAACUCUGGCCAGGUUAUGAAGCAUCAAUAGGAAUGUAUGAGAAAGAUAUUUUACUGUGCGCUGAAAUAUCCACCAAGGUCAUGCGUCAAGAAACUGUUUUGGAUUUUUUAAAUACCUGUGCUAAUGAUAGACAAAGAAACAAAGACUGGAUGGUAUUAGUUAUUAAAUAUAUUGUUAUUAAAAACAUUUUCAUGUAAUAUUUUUUUAAAGAAUUAAAAAAUGAUUUUGUUUUGACUUCAAUAAAUUUUGAAUUGACUGUUGGUAAUGCUUCAAUAUAUAUAACCAAACCAUUGUUAUUUAGAUAACUUUUCAAGCUGGUGUAGUGGGAACAACUGUCAUGACUUUGUACAACAAUGAAACUUACAGGAUCGAUGAUAUUGAUGAAACUGUUAAUCCAUAUUCAGAAUUCUCUAAAAAAGAUGGCACCAAGAUGACAUAUAUUGAUUAUUAUAAAACUGUGUGUAUUAAUUAAUUUUUUUUCUAGUUUAAUUUAAUGUUGUAAUGUUUUAUAUGAUAAUUUGUAUUUUAGUAAUAUUUAAUCUAUUAAUUAAUUUCUAAGCAUAUUACUUAAUGAUACCUAAUAUUUUUUAGAAAUGGGGUAUAACGAUUCAUGGUGAUACACAACCCCUCUUGGUGUCAAAGAAUAAGAAAUCUAUUCGUCGGUUUGGACUGGAAGAAACAUUAAUCUAUCUUGUACCUGAAUUAUGCCUAAUGACAGGACUUACUGAUGCUAUGAGGUAACUUUAUGAAUAAUAAGAACUUAUAAAGUAUUGAUUAAAUGAAUUAUUAUUAUUUUCUUAAAUUUCAUGUAAACUUUUAAAUUGCAGAAAUAAUUUUAACUUGAUGAAAGAUAUGGCUAUACAUACACGAAUAUCGCCUUCAGAACGAAUGAGCAGAUUGACAAAUUUUGCUAACAGACUACUUUCGAAAGAUGAGGUAAUUAAUUUUUAGUCACUUUUUAUAUGGUUGUAUCAUAGUUGUAUACAGACUUUAUUCAUGGGAUAUUGGACCCUUCUCAAAAUUAUACCUAUAAUUUAAAAAAAAUUACACUAAGUUUAAUUAGUUAGAUCAUAUAAUGUAUUGUAGUUAAAACUAAUUAAUUGCAAAUGUAAAAAUAACCUAAGAUUAUGAUAUUUAUUGAUCAAUUUUGCACCUCAAAAUGAAGUUAAAGUUUUUGUAGCGGGAAACUGGGAAUGUAAAAAAACCAAGUACAUAAUUUGUCAUUUGAAACCAGUCAGGUAAUUUAUUUAUAAUACUAAAUAAUAUCAAUAUGUAUGGUAUUGUAGAUAGAUAAGUGAUAAUGUCCAAAUGUACUUUUUUAUUAUAAUUAAUAUUAUUUGAAAUCUAAUGUAAAAUAUGAAUACAAUUAUAUUCAUAAAUUGAUACAUACAUUAAAUGUUGACCAGUUCUUUGAUUAUUUAACUUGGAUAUUUGUAAUUUGUUCGAGUAUAUUUUUGUUUUUAAAUUAUUAAAUAUUUGUAUGUUUUCUUAUUUCCAACUAUCUAGUAUACAAAAUAUUAAUUAGAAUAUAUUUUUGGAUUAUUUAUUUUUAAAUAAAAAAAAUAUAUAUAUAUUAAGUAUAACUUUAUUUUGACUUUUAAAAAAUGGGCAAAUUUUCUGUUAUUAAUUAAAUAUAAAAUAUUAAUUUUGAAAGUCAUUAUUUUAGUUUUUUUUUUAACAAUAUUUUUUAAAAUAUAAUGAAAAAAUAUAAAAUAUUUCAAACAAGUAUACAAAUUUGUGUAGUAUAGAUUAUAAAAUCUAUUUAUAAAAUUGUCCUGUGAUUUUAAUCACUCAAUGAUUAAACAUUUAUUUUAUUUUAUUUCUAUACAGAUUUAUAAUUUAAUAGGUUUAAUUUCACAACUAAUAUUAAUAUGAUAGUGUAUUUUUUUUACACAAUCUUUGUAAUAAAUUAAUAAUCAUAAUGUUUUGAAAUGUUUGUUUAGUCUGUAGCUGAGUUGCAAAAGUGGAAUUUAACAUUAAAAAAUGGUCUGAUUGAUGUCCCUGGGCGAGUUUUAGCGCCAGAAUCUAUAAAACUUAGCAAUAGAACUUUUGAUGGAGGUCCUGAAGCUAAUUGGACAAAACACCUACGAUGUGCAUCAAUGUUUACUUGUCCAAUCAUACAACAUUGGGUAAUUUUAAGUCCUAAUGAUUAUGUUAGUGGUCUACAAACAUUUAUUCAUUCCCUUCAAAAGGCAUCAAAAGGAAUGAGUUUUAUGUUACCCAAUCCAAUUAUGUAAAUCUAAUUUCUAAUAUUAUUAUUAUUAUUAUAUACUGUAUAUUAUGAUUUAAGAUUUUUAUUAAUUUUAGUGUUCCCAUGCAAGAUUCUAGAUCAAUAUCUUACCUUAAACAACUUGAGAUAACAAUUAACGAAAGAAAUCCUUCUAUGAUUUUGUGCAUUAUUCCGUCUCCUCGAGGUGAUCUAUACAGUUUGAUUAAGCGCAAGUUAUGCAUAGAUAGGGCAGGUAAAUAUAUUAUAAUCAAAUCAAAGUUUUGAAAUUUUAAAUAAAAACACUCAAUAGUUUUUUUUUUUUUAGACUUAUUAAGUAAAUUGUCUGAUGCUUUGGAUUUUUAUUCUAUCUAUGAACAUUUUAAAGCAUUGCUUAUCAUUUUUCAGCUUUGAUUAAACAAAUUAAUAUAAUAUUUAUUUAUUUAUUAUAUCUUUAUUGAAUUUAUAAUAUAACAUCCUGAAAUUUAUUUAAAUAUUGAUAUGUAUAAUGUAUUUUUUCAGUUCCAUCACAAGUAGUUUUGGGUAAAAACAUACAAAAGCCCAAUUUGUCAGUGUGUACUAAGAUUGCCAUUCAAGUGAACUGCAAAAUUGGAGGAGCACCAUGGCUCAUUAAUAUUCCUAAAAAAGUAGAACUUAAUAGUAUUAUACCGUGCAUACUAUUUUAAUUUAAUAUUUUCUCCUGUUAUAAAUUUUUUAUUUUAUUUAUUUUAGGGAAUGAUGAUUGUUGGUUAUGAUGUGUGUCAUGACAGUCAACGCAAAAACAUAUCAUAUGGGGCAUUGGUUGCGACAAUGGGGGACACACAUACCAGUUAUUUUAGCUGUGUUGAACAUCAUGAAAGUGGUGAAGACCUUUCAGGGCAUUUUGCGGCUGGGAUUAGUAGUAAGUAGAUUCGUUUUUAGAUUUUGAUCAAAGUAAGGAAUAUUUUAAUUUACAAUGAUGUUUAUUAUUAUUAUUUUUUUUUUUUUUUGUGAAUAAUUUUUCUACCAAAAAUUUUGCUCUGAUUUUCAAAUGUAGCACUUUUCUGAAAAGAAAUUUGAUUAGGAUGGUACUUAAGAGAGGUCAAUUUUGAUUAUCUUGGUAGUUAUUUUAAUAAAUGGGAAAAAACAUAGGAAAAAUAAUAAAAUGUACAAAAUAUAUUAUUUUCAAAUCGUAAAUAUUGCAGCCUUUCAAAGCAUUUAUAACCAACUCUGCUCAGAAUUAUUUUUUGUUUAAAUUUUCUCAUUAUUUUGUUCAGUUAAACAAGUGGAAGUCAAUUUAUCAUAAAUCAUUAUGCCACUAUCAAUUAUUGAUUUCACCAAUGCAAAAUUAACUUUACAUAGUUUUUGUAAUUCUAGAACUUUGUUUGGAUUCUGUAAUAUCUAUAAUAUCAUUUUUCUAAGUUCCUCUUUUUAUUAAUAGAUCAAUUUGCUUUUUAUAUUUCACAACUACUGGUUUCAAUAACUAAAUAUUUAAAAUUAUAUUCUUUUUUAUUGAUUUGCUGCAUUAAUAAUUGUUUAAAUUUGUACAGUGAUUUUUAUCUUUUUUUUCUGUGGACAACUUUUCUACCAGCAAUUUUGCUCAGAUUUAUAAUGAAAACACUUUUUUUUGUAAAUGAAAUCUGACUGGGGUGAUAUUUAAAGGAGUUCAUUUUUUGAUUUCCUGUGAAUUUUCCCAAGAAAUGGAAAAAAAAAAUUCGAAAAAGUAUGGGAAAACCAGAAAAAUAGGUCCAAAUUAGUAUUAAAGAAAAUAUACAUUGCAUAUUAUUUUCUAAUAAUAUAGCAUAUACAGUAGAACCUCUAUUUAACAAACUUGAUGGUUCUUUAAACCAGCUAUGUUUGCUUUAAUGGUUAUUGAUUAGUGUAUAAAUAGUUAUUAUUGUAUUUAUACCUAUGUAUAAUGUAUACAUAUUAAUUAGUUUUUACACAGAAAUAAGUUUUCAUUUUUCGAAACCAUCAAAAAUAUUACUGUUAUAUUAGGAUUUAUGUUGAUACAUAAGUGGACAAUGGAUAUAUUAUCACUUUUGUAAUAUCUCAUUGGAAAAAAAUGAAAUUGAUGUUUUUAUUUCUGUUUCUGGGUAAUAAAUUAUAUUAAAGCGUGAGGAAAACAUUGGUUUAUCUAAAUUGAAGAAUAAAUAACUACCUUCCCAACUUUUCAUCUACAACAGUGGUUCAUCUAUUGUGCAAAGUAUUUCGGUGUUUUUUUAAAUUCAUAUAAAAAUAAUUCUGUGCCAUUGUUGAGAAUUCUAUAACGUGUAUAAAUUAAAAAACUAACAUUUUAUUUUUUACCUGUAUUCGCAUAACAGAAUAAGAUUGUGUUUACAGUUCUAAAGUGAACAUUAUAGUCAAUUAAACAAACAAUUGUACAAUAUAGAAAUUAUUUUCAAAAAGCAAAUCCCAAUGGGAGAGAUGGGCUAUCCUAUCUAUAAUUAGUACAAAUAAGUGCAUUCAAAAUUGAGUAUAUUGUAACAAUUUCGAAAUGGUCUUCUCUCAAUAAGAUGAGUCAUUUUUAAAAUUGAUUACAGUGAGUCAGAUGUUUUCAUUCACUAUUAAAGUAAAAUAUUGUGCUCUUUUUUCCAUCAUAAAAUAUUGGUUUAUAUGUGUACAUUAAAAACAAAUAGGAAGUCAAUUUUUUUAAAAAACUAAAGUAAACCCUUUUCGAAAUGUUCAAUUUGAUUAUAUUUUAACUUUGAUAUUUUAGAAGCACUAAUGAAAUAUAGGAACAAAAACGGACAAUUACCUACAUCGGUUGUAGUCUACAGAGAUGGUGUUGGGGAUGGGCAAAUUUCUCACGUACAAAACAUUGAAGUUAAACUUAUGAAGGUUUGUGUAUAUUUGAUUAAUUUUUUAUUAACUAUCAAAAAAAAAAAAUAUUGUUUUGCAGAAUGCUUUUGAAACGUUCUACGGCCCUGGUUCUGUACCAUUCGCAUUUGUUUUAGUUACAAAACGUAUAAGUACCAGAUUCAUUAGCCAUUCUAAACAAGGACUUUUUCCACCCCAAAAUCCACCUCCUGGUACAAUUGUUGAUAGUGUCGUAACAGAUCCCAAGAAGUAAGUACUGAUUUAUAUAAUAAUUAAAAAUUAAAUAAUUUGCGAGUUCAUUUUGAUGCUUUUAAAGGUAAGGUAUUAAUGGUAAAUGUAUUUUAAUAAAAUUAAAUUAAAAACUCCUUCAUAUCAAAACUGAUUUUAAUAUUAAACAAAGAUUAAUUAAAAAUUAGUUAAUUUGUCUAGAUACCUUAAUAUAAGAUUUUCAUCUUGUAUAACAAUUUAAAUUUUGUUGUUUCUUCAUAUUUAGUUUUCUUUUUGAUCAUGUAAUUGAAUGUUUCCUACUUUAAUGGUUUUUAGGAAUAUAAAACAAACAUUUUUCUUUCUAUGUAAUCUUAAAACUAGUCUUGUAUGUACAACACUAGGUAUAUAUUUAUGUAUUAUAGGUUUCAUUAAUAUAUUCAAUGUACCAAUGCAAUUAUUAAUAAUUUUCAUAUUUCAUAAAUAUAAUAAAAUAAUUUCAAACUUAAAACUGCAUGUAAUAACCUAACUAAUAUAAUAUUAUUAUGUGUUUUAACCAAUGUUAUAUUCUUGCAGAUAUGAUUUCUUCUUGGUGUCACAACAUGUGACUGUAACUCCAACACAUUAUAAUGUAAUUGAAGACACUCUAAAACUGCCACCUGAUAUAAUGCAAAGGCUUACGUAUAAAUUAACUCACAUGUAUUACAAUUGGUCGGUUAGUAAAUGAUUAGAUGUUUUACUUUUCAUGACUUAAAUAGUUUACAUAUUUAUUUUGUUGUUAAAUUUAUUUUAUUUAGGGUACUGUAAGAGUUCCAGCCCCUUGUCAGCUGGCACACAAGCUCGCAUUUCUCACUUCAACAGCUCUAAAAAGUUCUCCUAACUCUGCACUGGACGAACUUUUAUACUUUUUGUAAUCAAUUUUUAUUUAAAUUAUUGUAAAUUUUACCAUUUGAUCCCAAGUUUAUAUCAUUAUUGUUUAUUUCAUGUGCCAUUCAAUUUUAGGUAAAUUUAAAAAAAAAAAAAUUAUUUUUUUUCUUACUUUUGUUCAAAAAGUAAAAGAUUGUAUACAAUUUUUGACACACAAAUUAAUAUUUCUAACAUCAAUAGCGCUAAAAAGUAUAUCAACUUUUAUACUCUUUGUAUUCCCAACUCCCUUUUUAUUUAAUCCAUUUAAAAUUAAGAAUUUGAUUACCAAUAUACCAGAUUAUAUUAUUAUUGUGUAUUUCAUUUUAAAUCGAAC
Molecule: messenger RNA, 8917 nt
Organism: Cinara cedri
Lineage: Eukaryota; Metazoa; Arthropoda; Insecta; Hemiptera; Aphididae
Source: the annotation of a GenBank genome assembly